GGGCAAUAAUUUUGGAAUGAUGAAAAAAGUAUGUGAAGUGUGGGAAGAGACAAUAGUUUCACCCAAUUGCAGGUGCGCAGGCCCAAUGUGCCUUUGAGUGCAAUGGGCUUGCGUCGGGUUCGCGCCUUCCAAUCCAAAUCUGUUCACUUCCACCAUUUUCUGACACCUAUCUCGGCCUAACAAAACCGUCUCCUUUCUUUCUCCCCCCUUCUCGUUUUUGAUACUCAUGCUCGAACCGCUGUGGAAUCAAACCCUAACCAGGCCCUUUAAAGAUUUUUAGGUGCUCUCUCUUUCCCUCUCUUUAUUUGUUUGUUGCAAUUGAGUAUUUUCAUUUCUGUAUUUGGGAAAAAAAUUGGGAGACGGUACUCGGAAGUCUGGAUGGAAGCUUUUUAGGGUUAUUUGCUCGGAUAUGUUACCGGCGUGCCAGUUCCCGAUUCGACUUCUGUUGGGUUUAAAUAAAGCUGCUUCUUUUAGAGCAUUACUCAUCAUUUUCAGCUGUCCUGUUCGGGUUCGGGUUCUGGGCUCGGGUUCAGCGGCCCUGGAGGCCCACUCACCGGGUAUUUCUAAAAUAUUAAGAAAGCAAUGGAGAUAGAAGAUGGCUCGGUCAUAGUGAAUUCCAGCAGACUGAAAUCUGUUGUGUGGAAUGAUUUUGAUAGGGUCAGGAAAGGCGACACUUUCAUAGCAAUUUGUAGGCACUGCAAUAGGAAGCUAAGUGGGUCAAGCACUAGCGGCACUUCACAUUUGAGGAAUCACUUAAUCAGAUGUAGAAGAAAAUCCAACCAAGACAUUAGCCCCUUAAUAACAACAAGGGGAAAACGGAAGGAAACAACCCUCGCCAUUUCAAAUUUUACUUUUGACCACAGAAAUGAUGAAUCCGUCAGCAUUGUGAGAGCAAACAAGCUAGAUAACCAUGGCAAAGAAGGGGGCAAUAUAGCAACUUUUAAUUUUGAUAACAGACAGAGUCGGCUCGAUCUUGCCCGCAUGAUCAUAUUACAUGGGUACCCUUUAGCUAUGGUCGAGCACACUGGAUUUAGGGUUUUUGCUAGAAAUCUCCAACCCUUUUUUGACAUUCCAACGUUUGAUGGGGUGGAGGCUGAUUGUAGGGAAAUUUAUCUGAAGGAGAGGCAGAAAGUGUAUGAGGAGUUGGAUAAAUUGCCAGGUAUAAGUUUAACUGCCGACACGUGGACUGCCAAUGGAGAUGCCGAAUACUUAUGCUUGACAGCCCAUUACAUUGACGAUUCUUGGCAACUGAAGAAGAAGAUUCUCAACUUUUUAAUGAUUGAUCAUUCUCUAACAGUAGAUACAAUUUCAGAAAUAAUCAUGAUAAGUCUGAGAAAUUGGGAUAUUGACAGGAAGUUGUUUUCAGUGACAUUCGAUACUUAUUCUUUAUAUGACAAAAUCAUUGGGAGAAUCAGAGAGCAACUCUGUCAACACCGGUUUCUCCUUUGUGAUGGCCAAUUGUUUGAUAUACGUUGUGUAGCGGAUUUGGUCAAGAUGAUGGUCAAAGAUGCUUUGGAGAAGUCAUUUGAGAUAGUCAACAAGGUUCAAGAGAGUAUUCGAUACGUUCAGCAAUCACAGUCAACACAAGAAAAGUUCUAUAAGAUGGCUCAAGAUGCUGGAAUUAGCCGCCAGAAAGUCCUUUGUCUUGAUAAUAAGAACCAGUGGAGCUCCACAUACAUUAUGCUCGAAACUGCUUUGGAUUACAAAGAUGCUUUUACUCUUUUGCAAGAACAUGAUUCUCGGUACAGGGCGUGCCCAUCUACUGAAGAGUGGGACAGGGCUAGUUCCAUCACUGGUUUUCUCAAGCACUUUUUUGACAUUUCAUGUGCUUUUUCAGGUUCCAAAUAUUCCACUGCGAACAUGUAUUUCCCUGAUAUAUGUGAACUUCAUUUGAAGUUGAUAGGGUGGUGUCAAAACUCGGACGAUUUUGUUCGCUCUUUGGCAUUAAAGAUGAAAAACAGGUUUGAUGAGUAUUGGAAUAAGUGCAGUCUGGCAUUGGCAAUUGCGGCAAUCUUAGAUCCUCGAUUCAAGAUGAACGUGCUAAAUUUUUUUUAUCCUCAAAUUUAUGGAGAUGAGUCAGCAACAUGCAUAGAUAUUGUUUCAAACUGUUUGAAGGCUUUGUACCAUGGUCAUGCAAUCUAUUCACCAUUAGCUUCUCAUGGUCCUAGUGGUGAUUCUAGAGAAGAUAGGUUGACGGGUUAUGACCAAUUCCUCUGUGAAACUUCUGAAAGUGAAGACAUAAAAUCAGACUUGGACAAGUAUUUGGCGGAACCUUUAUUUCCUAGAAAUGUUGAUUUUAACAUACUGGAUUGGUGGAAGGUUCACACUCCAACGUAUCCCAUAUUGUCUAUGAUGGCUUGCAACAUUCUUGGGAUUCCUCUGUCAAAAGGUGCACUCGAGUCUAUAUAUGACACUGGAAGUAGAGUGGUUGACAGUAGUCGAGGUUCACUAAGACCUGAUACUCUGCAAGCUUUGAUGUGUGCCCAGGACUGGAUGCGCCAUGAACUUGAAGUGACUGCUUUUACAGAUUGUAAAGACUCAUCAGGCACAUCCACUUUAGCUGAACACUAUGAUCCCAACUAAUUCCAAGAUUUGUGGGAUGCGGAUUUGUGAUUCAAGCAUUGACAUUCAGUUUGAACCGUCUGUACAUAUGUUUAAUCAGGAGGUUUCUUUACCUCUUUCAUGUUCAAUAUCAGCUGCAGGUUUAGUUUCAUUUUACAUCCCAUCUUGCUCAAAGUAGUGAAUCAUUGGAAAAAGAUUCCACUUUUAAAAAAAAUUGUUUAGCCCAACUCCUGGUACACACCUGUAAAUAAAUCUUUGGUCCCUAUGGUUUGGUUCCAAGUUUAGAAAUGCUGGCUGUGGUGUUUUGUCUGUAUAUGGCGUUUUGGCUAACUACUUUGUAAUUGCUGAGGUAGUAAUCUUAUUUCCAUCUUCAAAACUUCCUCAAUUGCACUGAUUUCUGUUGCACAAAUGCCUUCCACUUUUGGUUCCACUAUUGGGUUCUUAACUUUUGAUGUUAUCUCUCGUUUUUUUACUUUUGGUGCACUGUACACUACUAGUCUACUAUGAGUUUCUUGUCACUUCCAGUCCUGGUUUAUUUUUGCGGAUUAAAUGAUGGAAGAAUCAAAAGUAGCAAGAAUCUAUUGCUAUGCAUUCUUGGUGUUGUUGUUCUAAUGAUCUUAUUCCGGCUUUGGGUUUAUAAGUUUUACCUCAAGAUUCUGCACAUUGUGUCUUAAGGUUGUGCAUAGUUUGCUGCUAAAGUUGCUGGUAGAGAAUUCUGGGAAGGCAAGAAAAAGAGAAAAACUGAGAGAUCUGUAUUUCUUGGGAAAACUGUCAAAUAGGUCCUCGAACUUUCAUAAAAAAGUCAAUUAAGUCCUUCUAUAGGAGACUCUGUCCGGUCGUCGCAAUUUGGGGCGGUUCCUAGUGGAAUUUUUUGAUGAAAUUUUUUGAGCAUCUUAUUCAUCAAGUGUAGUUUACUCAUACCAAAUUUCAGCUAAAAAUUUAAUCGAGAACACAUUCAAAUUAAUUCGAGAACGCAAAAAUGCGCAGCUAGCUUCAAGAUUUAAUUUGAAUGUGUUCCCGAUUGAAUUUUUAGUUGAAAUUUGGUAUGACUAAACUAGACUUGGUGAAUAAGAUGCUCAAAAAAUUUCAUAAAAAAAAUCUACCGGGAAGUGCCCCAAAUCACGACGGCCGGACAAAACCUCCUAUAGAAGGACUUAAUUGACCUUUUUAUGAAAGUUCGAGGACCUAUUUGACAGUUUUCCCGUAUUUCUUUUGUAACAGAUCCGCUUUUGUACCAACGCCAAACCAAAAUACAAAGCAUUUCAAUGCUAGAAAUGCCUGUUUUUAUGUUUUUUUUUGUUCUUAUUCUAGUUAUUGUUAUGAUGCGUGUUAAUCUAUUAUUUUUGUCCAGGCCUUUAUAAUUGAGGCGUCAAUUUGUGUGUUAAGAUGAUGUUUCACGAAAUUCUGGUUCAGGCCGUAUUAUAAUCUGCUAUAUUUGAAUUGAAAUGUACAACAAAGACACUUCAGUACGUCUUUAAUAACAUUGGGUAGUUUCAAAUUGUUUUUAUAUUGGGAAACGCUACUUAUAUGGAGUAUUAAAGGGGUGUUUGGAUCUAAUUCUUAAAAUUGCUUCUGCUGCUUUAGCGAGCAGAAGCAGGAGUUGGGGUGUUUGAGUGAAAAUGCAGAAGUGAUUCUGAUGCUCUAAUUUAUUCUUAGAUAGGUGUGGACCCGGUUCGGACCGCCCGGCCCGGGACCGGCCCGGCCCGCCACUGUGCGGGCCCGGAACCGGCCUGGUUCUCGGGUCCGGGUCCGGUUCGGCCACAGACCCGGUCGGGUUAGCGGGACCGGGCUCGGGUCCUGGUUUUGGAGGCCCGGCCGGGUCUAGCCCUGGCCCGGGCCUAACGGUCCAAAAUUUAAUUUUUUUUUUUUUUUU
Messenger RNA from Cuscuta epithymum, 4435 nucleotides. Lineage: Eukaryota; Viridiplantae; Streptophyta; Magnoliopsida; Solanales; Convolvulaceae. The record is from the annotation of a GenBank genome assembly.